Molecule: messenger RNA, 1989 nt
Organism: Vanderwaltozyma polyspora DSM 70294
Lineage: Eukaryota; Fungi; Ascomycota; Saccharomycetes; Saccharomycetales; Saccharomycetaceae
Gene: YPS7
Product: putative aspartic endopeptidase
Exons: 1
Coding region: 1-1989 (662 amino acids)
Biological process (GO): proteolysis
Molecular function (GO): aspartic-type endopeptidase activity
Source: RefSeq, a predicted model, not a curated record
AUGGUUGACAAAUUCAUUAUGAGGUUAUUAUCCUCGCUAAUAGGUUUAUCCCUCAUAAGUAAUGUAUUGGGAGCAAGCUCUCAAACAAGUGCAAAAGGAUCCAAAGGAUAUGAAUUUCCCUCUGUAAUAAUGGGAAAAGAUAUAUUCGGUAUGUAUUUUUUGAACGCCACAUUAGGGAACCCUGAACAAUUCCAGCGUUUAAGACUUGAUAUAGCACAACCCUACCUUUGGAUUCCAAACAUAGGAAGUAAAUGUCCAGAUUCAUCGACCACAUGUAAUGAAAGAACAGUAUACGAUCCUUCUUCAUCAAAUACAUCUAUUCCUUACAGAUCGGGACAUGUUUUUGAUUUUGAAUUUAUAGAUGCAUUAUUUGCCAAUGGUUCAGCUUACACUGACAGAUUUAGCUUCCCAAAUAUUUUGGGGAGUACAGAAUCCUAUUCGUAUGGGAAUCACAGUGGUUUGGUAGAAGUAGAUCAUGGACAUUUAAAUAUAUCAUCAAUGUCAUUUUUCAGUACAUAUAAUUCAGGCGGUUUAUCAAUUGGAUCAUUAGGUCUAGGUGGGAAUGUAGAAAGUAGAAAUUCAGAUUUAGACUCUGGACAAUAUGAUGGCUCUUUUUUUUUGUUAGAGGAGUUGAAAGAAGCAGGCUUAAUUGAAGGCCGUGGGUAUUCGUUAUGGCUUGGCGGUGACAACACCUCAUUAGUUGAGCAAGAAGGUACAGUAUAUUCAUCUGAGUCAAUUGCUGGUAGAUUAAUUUUAGGUGCUGUCAACCCUAACUUAAUUGACGGAAAAUUUGUUAGCUUUAAUAUGUUGCCAUACCAAAAUCCUGAUACCUUGGAGAUGUCAAACGGGUAUCCAAUUCUUCCAAUGGGUCCCAUCAAUAUAAUAUCUAAAUCUGGUGCAUCCCUUAAUAUGACUUCGAACAAUUAUCUACAGCCGGUUCUUUUAGAUAGCCGUUAUACAAAUUCAAGACUUCCAAUUGAAGCUAUUAUUCAAAUCGCAAUCCAGAUUGAUGCUUCAUAUGUUGAACAAUUAAAUAGUUGGGUAGUUUCAUGUUCAAUUCUGAAAGAAUCAGUUGUGUUGGAAUUUAGCUUUGGGCCGUUGCGUAUUAAAGUUCCAUUGAAACAAUUUUUAAAGAAGGCAAUUGAUCCAGAUACCGGAAACGCUAGGACCCUUUCCAAUGGUGAUCAAGCAUGUAUUUUAUCAUUGUACCCAAAUCAUGACAUAGGAUACAAUAUAUUAGGGGCCCCAUUUAUGAAGAGUAUAUAUUUGGCGGUUGACAAUGAAGGUGGUACGAUAGCAUUGGGCCAAUCGUUGAGACGUUUCAUUAGUGAAGCUGACAACAUUGAGGAGAACACUAGUGGAGCAGAUAUCGAAAGCACAAUUUCGGAAGGUACACUUUCAGAAAGCACAAUUCCAGAAAGCACAACUACAGAAAUGGCAAUCACGUCAAGUAUAACAAGCAACUCCUCAAUGUUAGAAAGGAGGGUUACUGCUAAUGCUACUGCUAAUCACAAUAUCUAUCUAGUAUCAUUAUACUCGGAAUCAGUGGGGUCAACAAUCGAAACUGAAUAUCCUGUGAUUGCGAUUAGUUCAGCCUUCAUACCGUAUGCAUCCACAGUAAAUAUGACCAGGACCAAGACGAUGAAGUUAUUACCGGAUGUGCACCAGGCAUCCAAUUACAGUUAUCCAGUUGAGUUUACAGCUACGUUGAAUUCGAAUGGGGUUAUUUCCCAAGGCCAUUCAUUUUACAAUACAGAUAGGACAUCGUCGACCACAAGGUCGUCGUCCUCACAAUUUGCUAGUUUAUCAGUAAGGGCACCUACAGCCACGAAUGGCACGACUAUGACGAUGUCUGCAGCAGGGUAUAGAUUACAACCGAUUUCAUAUACAGAGAACAAGAUGGGAAUCACUCAAAGGAUGAGUAUGCUCAGAAGUUGGGUGAUGGUCACUAUGCUAGCAUUAGCGACUGGAUUCCUAUUAUUUGUCUAG